Athene cunicularia (burrowing owl) is the source of this 4251-nucleotide messenger RNA. RefSeq names its product protein kinase C iota (gene PRKCI). The record is from RefSeq and is a predicted model, not a curated record. Gene Ontology annotation, molecular function: diacylglycerol-dependent serine/threonine kinase activity; protein binding; ATP binding. Gene Ontology annotation, biological process: protein phosphorylation. Lineage: Eukaryota; Metazoa; Chordata; Aves; Strigiformes; Strigidae. The transcript has 17 exons. Bases 38 to 1720 code for a protein of 560 amino acids.
AUUUCUCAAACUUAUUUUUCUCUUGCUCAGGGACAUCAUGAUAACAUAUUUUGAACCCUCCAUCUCAUUCGAGGGACUGUGCGGUGAAGUUCGAGACAUGUGCUCCUUUGACAAUGAACAGCUUUUCACCAUGAAAUGGAUUGAUGAAGAAGGAGAUCCAUGUACAGUUUCUUCUCAGCUGGAGUUAGAAGAAGCCUUUCGGUUGUACGAACUAAACAAGGAUUCAGAGCUUCUAAUUCAUGUAUUUCCCUGUGUACCAGAACGGCCUGGCAUGCCUUGUCCAGGAGAAGACAAAUCCAUUUAUCGCCGAGGCGCCCGCCGGUGGCGAAAGCUCUAUUGUGCAAAUGGUCACACUUUCCAAGCCAAACGAUUUAACAGGAGAGCUCAUUGUGCCAUCUGCACUGACCGAAUAUGGGGCCUGGGUCGCCAGGGAUAUAAAUGCAUCAACUGCAAACUCCUCGUUCACAAGAAGUGUCACAAACUUGUCAAUACUGAAUGUGGCCGUCAUACACUACAACCAGAACCAAUAAUGCCUAUGGAUCCAUCAUCAGUGCAUCCAGAUAAUGUAGAAUCAGUGAUUCCGUACAAUCCCUCAAGUCACGAGAGCUUGGACCACGUUGGUGAAGAAAAAGAGGCAAUGAGCAUUAGAGAAAGUGGCAAAGCUUCCUCCAGCCUGGGUCUUCAGGAUUUUGAUUUGCUCCGAGUUAUAGGAAGAGGCAGUUAUGCUAAAGUACUGCUUGUUCGAUUGAAGAAAACUGAACGCAUUUAUGCAAUGAAAGUGGUGAAGAAAGAGCUCGUCAAUGACGAUGAGGAUAUUGAUUGGGUUCAGACAGAGAAACACGUCUUUGAGCAGGCUUCAAAUCAUCCCUUUCUUGUUGGACUACACUCUUGCUUCCAGACAGAAAGCAGGUUAUUCUUUGUUAUAGAGUAUGUAAAUGGAGGAGAUCUAAUGUUUCAUAUGCAGAGACAGAGAAAGCUGCCAGAGGAGCAUGCCAGGUUUUAUUCUGCUGAAAUCAGUCUAGCGUUGAACUAUUUACAUGAACGAGGGAUAAUCUACAGAGAUUUAAAGCUGGAUAAUGUGCUACUAGAUUCUGAAGGGCAUAUUAAACUCACAGAUUAUGGCAUGUGCAAGGAGGGUCUGAGGCCUGGUGACACAACCAGCACGUUCUGUGGGACUCCAAACUAUAUUGCACCUGAAAUUCUCCGCGGAGAGGAUUAUGGCUUCAGUGUAGAUUGGUGGGCACUUGGUGUGCUUAUGUUUGAGAUGAUGGCGGGCCGGUCGCCCUUUGAUAUCGUUGGGAGUUCUGACAAUCCUGAUCAGAACACAGAAGAUUAUCUUUUCCAAGUAAUUUUGGAAAAACAGAUCCGAAUUCCUCGAUCCCUCUCUGUUAAAGCAGCAGGUGUUCUAAAGAGUUUCCUUAAUAAGGAUCCAAAGGAACGUUUAGGCUGCCAUCCUCAAACAGGAUUUGCAGAUAUCCAGGGACAUCCAUUCUUUCGCAACGUUGAUUGGGAUCUGAUGGAGCAAAAGCAAGUGGUGCCUCCAUUUAAACCAAAUAUAUCAGGAGAAUUUGGUCUGGAUAACUUCGAUUCCCAAUUCACCAAUGAACCUGUGCAGCUCACUCCAGAUGAUGAUGAUAUUGUGAAGAAGAUUGAUCAAUCUGAAUUUGAAGGCUUUGAAUAUAUAAAUCCUCUCUUGAUGUCAGCUGAGGAAUGUGUCUGAAUUCUCCAUUUCUGGACUGUGCCAAUUGUUACUCUGUUUGUUUCUGCAUGGAUAAACAUCUCUUCAUUUGGAUGCACUUGCAUAAAAUGAGUAACUGAACAUCUUACCCUUUGCCACGUAGUGUGAAUUACGAAUUUUCUUUUUUAUUAAUUGUCAUCCAGGACAGUUGUUAUGCUUGAACCUUCGGCUGCCAGAUUUAAAAUGUUAAACUUUCCAACAGUCUUGCCAAACUUGAAUUUUAAUGUAGAAGUUGAUCUGAGGCUCCUGACUGAACAAUGGGAUCUGGCUGUAUAAUCUGCCAAUACAGCAUUCUGAUGAAAGAAAGUUUUCUUACUGCUUUAAGAAUACAAAUUCCAUCAAGGGAUGUAAUAAAAUAUCAUUGAAGGACUUCUCUUUUUCCAGCGAGACAAGUAAGACCUUAUGACUUCUGUAGUUCUAAAUCUUUUCUUUCUAAACAUCUGAUUUCCCUUUUCUCCUUAGACUUAGAAGUUAGAGCUAUGUUAUUCUCUUCAGAUUGAAAUGACAGGAAGGAGAGCAGAUUUUUAAACUGACGAGGCCAAGAAUGGCUGCUUUCAUAGGCUAUAUUGAUCUAUUCAAAAGAAGAUAAUUAUAUCUCAGUAAUGCUCUGAAAUUAGACACUAGGAAUUGUACGCUGAUACACGGAGAGUGCCUUUCUGAGCCUGUCCCUUUCCGUGAGGGUUGCACAUGGUAUAAAGUGUCAGUUUAAAUAAAUGGAUCAGUUAAUACUUUGAACAGUUAAAAUCUGCAGAGUGUAAUUUAGCAGUAACGGGCAGCUAAUACUCACGGAUGUAGAACAUCAUACUAUUAUUUAUUGCUUUCACACUUGCUGUCUUAACUGUAUCAGAACUGCAUAUGUUACAGCUGUGGCCUAGAUGAGGGCAUUUGUUUCCUUUUUCUUAAUCUUAUUGCCAUACUGUUGGAAAUGCAUUUGACUUUGCCAGUGGAAAAAACACAUCUAGGAAGAAAUAGGUGCUGUCCACAAUGACUCCCUUAACUUCCCCACGUGUAGAUGGUGAUUUGUAAUCACAAUCGAACUGUAACUGUUGGUAGUAGACUCAAAGUUAAUCGUAAAGCUCUUGGAAUGAAUUGAAAGAAUGGUUCAAACUAGGACUUUUGGGAGGUGUGAUUCUUACAUUUCAUGUUAGUAAACAGUGUAAUAUACAGCACAGAUAAUUCUUAUUUUUUAAUGUUUAAGGAACAGUUUUGAAUGUUUAAGGCUGAAGAAAUGCCAAAUAUACCACUUUAUUUUUUUUUUUAAUUACUCUGGGGAAAAGGGAUUAAGAGACAUUGAAGAAAAGAAUCUGUGUUAUAUAAGUAUGAGCUAUAAGGCAAGCUAAGCGUUACUGAAAGCAGAUCUAAGUAUCUGUAAGCACAAGUUAGCAAACCUUAUCUGAAGCUUUUAAUAAGACUUCUGCUUGGUCAGUGUCUCUCCUUGAAAAUCCUUGUAUGGUGACACUGUAAAUUCAUAGCACAAAUCUUCUGGUGUAUGUUUUUUUUCACUUACAUGUUAGCUUCAAGGAGAGAGAUUGCACAAAUACACAGUAGUGUUAUGGUGUGGUAUUUUAGUUCAUGUUUUUCUUUGCAACAUGAAUGAGAAACUCUUGAGGUAUUGGGCUGAGUUUUCAGGACUAGAAAGUGAUUGAAGAGGCCUCAAUUUCAGGGAAGCAUUGAACCUCCGCACUGUUAAAAAACAGGUUCCCUUAAACUCGAGUUAUAUAUUUUCAAAUGUAAAAUAUCAGAGUAGACCUACUUUUAAAGUGCAGCUAAUAACUUCAGCAUGUUUAGUUCAUGUCAAGUGAACUGCUUGCAUGCGGUUUUAAAAUCGUGAUUAAUUGUUUAGCCUCUAACUUCUACACCUGCAUGACUAGCUUAGACAUCAGGACUUAACUGAUAAUAAACUUGGAAAUUAUCUAAAGCAAACAAGAAAAGCCUUGUCUCUGCAGUGGCUUAACUUCAUAUGAGGUGUUAAAUAAAAUGGCUUGAGGUAAAGAAGGGCAUUUCUGCUGUUCAUCACAGAAGAGUAAUGGAGUAAAACACUGUCUUUUGCUUAAAGCAAAAGUUGGGGGUUUUUUAUAGAUAAUGUCACAGAAAAGAUACUUUUUCAAUUUACAUAUCUAACCAUUAAGAAUGUCUCGAAGUGACAAACAUCUUAAAUAACUGUAAAUUUAUUUUUAAACCUUUUCUUCAAAGUGCCAUGGUAUUAACAGAUAUUUUUUUUCAUUGUUAAGCAUAUAACAACUGUCAUAAAUAUUCAGAAGGGACACUGGGUGUAAACAGUCCAGGGCAGUAGGCUUUGUCUUUGGGAGAAAGUGUCUGCAUCAGAAGCAUGAUGUAUUUAUGUGGAGCAACCUUCUUUUUGUAUGCAAGUUGGAUUCUUAUGGGUGCUCUGCUAGUUAAUAUUGUCACUACUAUUUUCCUGUUUCAUACGGAAUAUGGUCUUGAAUGUUGUUGUGUAAUCAUUCCCUUUAUUUGUGCACACUUUUUACUUUAAAUAAAACAUUUCUACUAGG